AUGAUGAAUGUUUUAUGUUAUUCUAUUAAAACAAAGUCGUUCCUUGCCGGCUCUGUGUUAAGAGGUAUUUCUACAAGCAGUAUUUUGAACGAAAAUCACAAAUGCAAACUGUUAGUGGUUGGCGGUGGUGCUGGAGGAUGCUCCGUUGCAGCUAAAGCAUCCAACAAGCUGGGCGCAGGAAAAGUAAUCGUACUGGAGCCGGCUGAGAAUCAUUAUUAUCAACCGAUGUUCACCUUGAUUGGAGGAGGAAUCAAAAAGCUCGAGGAUAGUUUUCGACCCAUGAAAACUGUUUUACCAGCGCUAGCCACCUGGAUUAAGGAUUCGGCCGCAAAAUUCGAACCCGAACACAACACCGUCCAUACGAGCAGUGGAGAUAAAAUCGAGUACGAGUAUCUGCUCGUUGCCGUCGGAUUGCAGCUAAACUAUGACAAGAUUCCUGGGCUACAGGAAGCACUUUCGAUUCCGAAUGGAAAAGUCUGCUCCAACUAUUCUCCAAGGUAUGUCGACCGUACGUACCAAGCUUUACGCAACUUCACCGGUGGCAAUGCGGUGUUCACCUUCCCGAACAGCCCCGUCAAGUGUCCCGGAGCUCCGCAAAAAAUACUCUACAUUGCUGAGCACUUUUUCCGCAAGUCCAACAAGCGCAAAAACGCCCAGGUACAUUACAACACCUCCCUGCCGGUACUGUUUGGCGUGAAGCAUUACGCCGAUGCUCUCUGGGAAAUAGUGAAGAAGCGUAAUAUUAAUGUGAAUUUGCGUACGAACUUAGUCGAAGUGAAGCCGACUACCGAUGAGGCUGUGUUCGAAAAUCUAGACAAACCGGGUGAACAAUUCACCGUUAAGUACGAGCUGCUGCACGUCACACCGCCAAUGGGUGCCCCAGAUGUGUUGAAAGCUUGCAAAAGCCUAGUUAAUGAAGUGGGCUUUGUCGACGUAAGCAAGGAUACGCUGCAGCAUCAGAAAUUCAGCAACGUCUUUGCCAUUGGAGACUGUUCAUCUUCGCCGAAUUCUAAAACAGCCGCCUCUGUGGCUGCCCAGUCGCAAGUGGUGUACAAAAAUUUAAUGGCUGUGAUGGAAGGUAAAGCGCCUACUAGGAUUUUCGAUGGGUACGCAUCCUGCCCGUUGGUCACGGGAUACAACACGUGUGUGCUAGCCGAGUUUGACUACUCCUUGACGCCCUUGGAAACGUUCCCAGUCGAUCAAAGCAAGGAGCGUUUGUCGAUGUACCUCAUGAAGAAAGAUAUUAUGCCCCCGCUCUACUGGCAUUUGCUGCUGAAUGGUCUUUGGAAUGGGCCAGGGUUGAUGCGAAAAUUGAUGCACUAUCGCCUGUGAGAGC
This is a messenger RNA of Anopheles maculipalpis, 1336 nucleotides long. RefSeq names its product sulfide:quinone oxidoreductase, mitochondrial (gene Sqor). Bases 1 to 1332 code for a protein of 443 amino acids. Gene Ontology annotation, molecular function: FAD binding; sulfide:quinone oxidoreductase activity. The record is from RefSeq and is a predicted model, not a curated record. Gene Ontology annotation, cellular component: mitochondrion. Lineage: Eukaryota; Metazoa; Arthropoda; Insecta; Diptera; Culicidae. The transcript has 6 exons.